UCAACUGCAUAGCAACAUAUUGCAACUUACAACUGUCAUACACCUCCAUCGACGUAGCACCUAUAAUGCAUCGUGCUUUGUCUGUCUCAGAAAUCCUUGUGGAGAUAUUCAUCAAUUUGGAUCAGCUCCCGAGCUCUUCAGGAGUAGGCUGGACUCAUUCACUGACACAAAAAUCCCUUGCGUCGCUCGCCCGGACAUGCACAACCUUCCACGAGCUUGCGAUGGAUUUGCUUUGGGCUACCAUGCCUGGUUUAAGACCACUGUUUGGCUGUGUGACAAGGCUACAUCCAGUGAUAUAUGAUCCCACUACCAAGUAUUCCUGGUCCCAGGACGUUGACCCAUUAGCUGAGCAUGAGUUCCAUGAAUUUUUGCGUCAUUCCGCCCGCGUGCGCAUUAUAACCAUAUCAGCCAACACUUAUUUCCACCUGCUUACCGCUCUCCCCAUCGAGCCAUGCGUGUUCCCAGGACUGCUGUCGUUAUUCUGGACGGUUCAACGCACGAAUACAGGAGACUUCCGCUUUUUCCUGUCCCCAACGCUGCGUCGUUGCUAUGUAUCGGAACUCCAUCCAGAUUUGAGAUGUAUUGGGACACGCUGUGCUGCUCUGGAGCAGUUUACCGUCCAGGAGGAUAGUAACAUGACGCAGCUGUGGGAAACUGUUCGUUCAUGCACGAGGCUCAGACGUUUGCAAUGUUCGGCGCCGCUCGACUCGGCAGCAUGGAUGCACCUCUCCACCAUCCCCACCCUUCUCGAGGUGAAGAUUCUCACAUCGCAGCGCAUUAUUCAUUACCCCUUGAACCAUCUCAAUUUUGCAACUUUCCUCAACCUCACGACUCUUGCCUUCCGUGGAAUAGAAGUGGAAGCCGUUGUCACAAUCAUACAACAUUUCAAAUUCCCCUCGCUAAAGGAAUUCGAGAUGCAUAUCCGUGUUUUACUUUGGGCAGAGGCUGAGCAGCUUUUUCGUGCAUUGUCACAGUGCAAAGCGUCCCAGACCCUGGAACACAUCAACAUUUCUUCCCACGAUAGAAUUCAGGAGCACACAAGCGACUCUUUGACGGCAGUUAGACAGUUUCUUUGCUUUAGGCAACUGCGAACGCUGAGGUAUCUGCCCAUCACUCCAUAUUCCUCGACAACGACCUUCUUUUCGAGGGCCAUGACAAGUUGGCCGCACAUUCGCUCCCUAUCAUUGGUGGACUGGCAUCUUUGUCCACCUACCGUUACAUUCCGCGGGUUGUUCGCAGCGCUUCGUUUAUGUCCGCGCUUGGAAGACCUGCAAGUAUCGAUCGACGCUCGGAAUAUUGACAUCGAGCCUGAAGCCGAGUCGUUUCAACAUACCUCUUUGAAAAAUUUGACCGUGGGCUCGUAUGAGCCCCAGGACGUGAAUGUUAAAGCCAUUGCUCGCAUCAUUUUCUCCAUGCUUCCUGCUGUCGACCGAGUUAUAUGUGCAAGCCGCAAUGUCCCGCGAGUGUGGAAGGACGUUAACAGGCAUCUCGAACUCCUUAGAAACAGACCGUCUUCGGCGCCUAGCCGCUAUCUCACAGGAGCAGCACUAGACAUGAUUUAGGUACGCUCAUGUUCAGGAAUUGUCAGCGUCAGAUAUUUCCAUGGUCAGAAUGAGGAAGUCAAGAACAAGGGGCUUGGAAUGAAAUAUAUCAACAUUUGUA
Suillus subalutaceus is the source of this 1662-nucleotide messenger RNA. RefSeq lists its product as uncharacterized. The transcript is spliced from 3 exons. Bases 66 to 1562 code for a protein of 498 amino acids. The record is from RefSeq and is a predicted model, not a curated record. Lineage: Eukaryota; Fungi; Basidiomycota; Agaricomycetes; Boletales; Suillaceae.